Messenger RNA from Trematosphaeria pertusa, 1815 nucleotides. Its product is annotated as FAD-binding domain-containing protein. The record is from RefSeq and is a predicted model, not a curated record. The transcript is spliced from 9 exons. Bases 376 to 1815 code for a protein of 479 amino acids. Gene Ontology annotation, molecular function: oxidoreductase activity; FAD binding. NCBI's taxonomy places the organism in Eukaryota, Fungi, Ascomycota, Dothideomycetes, Pleosporales, Trematosphaeriaceae.
CCACCCCCCAUCAGCAACCCCUCUGGCUUUUCGGCAUAUGUGCUCAAGUUAGAUAUCAUCUUCUUUUGGAAUUUUUGCUUUGGCCUUUGUGUAAUAUUGGGAGACGAUCUGGGCGAAGAGAACAGGGAGUAAGACAGCUGGGGUAGAGUUUCAAAUGAGGGGUUGAGCUGAACCGCUUUCUCGCAUACAAGAGCUAGCUUGGGAUAAGGGCGCGAGGACAAAGACGAGAGCCAGAGCCACAUUUUUUCUCAGCUCACACGAGCGGAGGUUUGGAAUUGCGGGUCUAGAACGCUUGGGGCUGGGGUUUAAAGAUUUAAAGCUGUUGGAUCCCCGCGUUGGAGACAGACAGAGAGACGGCUUGAACAGGCUUCCAAGAUGGGCAGCACACCGGACGUUUACACGACUUUGAAGGAGCAGUUGAAGGGCAGCGGUGCGGAGGUGCUUAUGCCGGAUGAUGGCGAGAAGUACGAGCAGAGUAUUAAGCGGUGGAGUGAGCAUUGUGAGAAGAGAGCUGCCUGCGUCGUCAAAGCGACCUCCCCCGCCGACGUCAGCACAACCCUGUCCUUCAUCCGCGCGCACAAGAUCCCCUUCGUCGUCCGCGGCGGCGGACACUCGACGUCCGGCAGCGCGUCGAUCGAAGGCGGGCUUGUUAUUGAUCUGAGUUUGAUGCGCAGGGUUAGUGUGGAUCCGGAGAAGAGGACGGUGCGCGCGGAGGGGGGCGCGAUUUGGGAGGAUGUGGAUGUUGAGGCGGCGAAGUUUGGGCUGGCUACUGUGGGGGGGACUGUGAAUCAUACGGGCGUAGGUGGACUGACGCUCGGAGGCGGGUAUGGGUAUUUGACGGGGAAGUAUGGGUUGACGAUUGACAAUCUCCUCUCGGUCGACAUGGUCCUCGCCUCGGGCGAGCAAGUGACAGCCUCAGAGACGGAAAACGCUGACCUCUUCUGGGCCGUCCGCGGCGCUGGCCAGAACUUCGGCGUAGUAACCGCCUUCACAUUCCGCGGCUACCCGCAAGCGAACCCAGUGUACGCCGGGACGCUCAUCUUCCUACCCGACAAACUCCCCCAAAUCGUCGAAUUCGCAAACAAAUUCCACGACAAGAACGACGGUAACCAGGCGCUGUUGUGGGGCUUCUCGUGCCCGCCUCCGGACAAUGCACCCGUGGUGCUGGCGCAGUGCUUUCACAACGGCACCGAGGACGAAGGCGCCGCGUUCUUCAAGGAGCUGGUCGACGCCGGGCCCGUGGCGAACAUGAUCGCCAUGGUUCCGUACGAGAAGCUGAACUCGCUGCUCAAUCCCGCUGCGGGCUUCGACGGGCGCAAGAUGUUCGGCGGCGGCGCCUUCAAGCUGCCCCUCAACCCCGCCUUCGUGCAAGCCCUGCACGCCGACUUCCUCGACUUCGUCAACGCCCACGAGCGCAUGGGCGAGAGCUUGCUGCUGUUCGAGACGAUUCCGUAUGCCAAGGUCGUCGGGGUUCCGAACGAGAAGAUGGCGUUUUCGAACCGUGGGAACUACUAUAAUGUGGCUACGUGCUUCAAGUGGUUCGACGCCAAGCUCGACGACGAAAUCCGCGCCUUCUCGCGCAGCCUGCUGAAGAAAGCGAGUCAGACGGCCGGCGUGGCGCAGGAUGAGGCGGUCCGCGCUGUCGAGGGGGUUGGGCAGUAUGGCAACUAUGCCACAGACGCCGAUGUCCCCGCUAGCGAGAUCUACGGCAGCAACGCGAAGAGGCUGGAGGAGCUGAAGCACAAGUACGAUCCGGACAAUCUGUUUAAUAGGGGGACGAGGCUAGUGCCGAGGCAGCUGGUAGUGGUGAACUGA